Molecule: messenger RNA, 3331 nt
Organism: Pundamilia nyererei
Lineage: Eukaryota; Metazoa; Chordata; Actinopteri; Cichliformes; Cichlidae
Product: prospero homeobox protein 1
Exons: 5
Coding region: 726-3203 (825 amino acids)
Biological process (GO): regulation of transcription by RNA polymerase II
Cellular component (GO): nucleus
Molecular function (GO): DNA-binding transcription factor activity, RNA polymerase II-specific; RNA polymerase II cis-regulatory region sequence-specific DNA binding
Source: RefSeq, a predicted model, not a curated record
UGUCUGUGUGUUGUGAUUUUCCCCGCUGCUUAAGAAGUGUCAUGUCAAAGUGUGUAACGAUUCUUACUCGCGUCGUCGGUGAUUUGUGAAGAAACAUUAGUAAGACUGCUAUUUCCUUUUUUUUCUCUCUCUCCUCCUCUCUCUCUCUCUUUGGUAGCAUGCUCAAGUCCCAUUCUCUGGUCAAGUUCAGCGAGUUGUUCUCCGGACCCGACGGACGCUUCUUAUUGGUAGGUUGCGACCGUUACAUCACGCCGCUCAUGACGCGCACGUCUUCCUGUUUCCUUCAGCCGUGUCUUAAAGUGGAUCUUAGUGGCGGAGGAGCGCUCCAGCAUCCAGUCCUCUGCAUCCAGUGCGCCUCGGAGACACACAUACACGCGGUCUCGCGCUCUCUCUCCCUCUCUCUCUCUAGCAUACUCUCUAUGUCUCUCACUCUUUCACACAGCACAGGAUAGAGGGAGAGACCGACGCGCAAGAGCUCUUUUCAUCUUCUAUAUUUUUCCCCUAUUUUGUUCUUUUCGCUCGCGUCGCCGACUUUAUUCCAGCUCUUCAUUCCCUGAGACACUGUUAUAUUCCAGCAUACAACAAUCCUCGGUGCCCUGCGCGUAUUCUCAUUUUUCCCCCCCGCAGGAGUUCAGGUUGUCCCCCUCUUCAUCAAAAGGGUACUCAGAGGCUUUGAUCCUAGAGGACUGGGUGUGUGGGAUAUGGCCCAAUAGCAGCAGCCCGUGAUGCCGGACCAUGACAGCGACUCCCUCCUGAACAGACAGACCAAGCGAAGACGUGUGGACAUUGGUGUUAAGCGGACCGUGGGCAGCACAUCCUCCUCCACAGCAGCAGUCACCACAGCCACCACUGAUAACAUUGCCCGCGCCAAAGCAGCCAUUUUUAGUGCCAUGAACUCUUUGAGCUCUCAUUCUCACCACGGAUCAGACACCGACUCCAUGGAGUGCUCCAUUGUGCAGCCACAUGGUGGGCCUGGCGUUGUGUCAGCUAGUGACAGUGAGUCCAAGUCCAAUGUACUCCGAAAGCUACUGAAGAGGGCCAACUCAUACGAGGACACCAUGAUGCCCUUCCCUGGCACCACCAUUAUCUCUCAGCUUCUCAAGAAUAACAUCGCCAAAAAUGGAGGAGGGCCCGAGAGGGGAGAAAGAGGGGACCGGGGUGAUAGAGGGGACUCUGGCUUCCCUGGAUCAGGGCUCUCUAAUGCAAGUUCUGAUGCUCCCCAAGAGGAUGCCUGCAGUAACUCCUCCCAGGACAGCACCCCACAAGAGUGUUUGUCACCAUUUGGCCGUCCUCCUGGCCUGGCCACCUUUGACAUAGAACGUCUCAAUGAUGAACACCUGCGUGCCAAGAGAGCUCGCGUAGAGAACAUUAUCCGUGGCAUGAGCCAUUCCCCCAGCGUGGUAGUACCUGCUGCUACCCGUCAUGAGCGUGACCAUGAUAUGGAUGGAGAACGGGACAUGGAGCUGGACUGCCCACCGCCUCAGUCUCAACAGCAGGCCCCCAGCAGCCCACGGGGAGGCGAGGUGUGCAGCAGUAGCCGAGAGAACAAGCGUAAACAGCGUUUGCCACAGCAGCAACAGCAGAGCUUCACCCAGCUGGUAUGCCAGAGAAAGGAACAGAAGCAGGAAGAGCGACGGCAGCUCAAACUGCAGCUAGAGGACAUGCAGAAGCAACUACGGCAGCUGCAGGAGAAGUUCUUUCAGAUAUACGACUCAACUGAUGACUCAGAACACAACGACCUCCACAAUGACAUAGGAAACAUGUCAGAGGACAGCCCAGCCAGGUCUGAUAACGGAGGUGACGAUCGGGGUGGAGAUGACUUGCGCUCAGACAAUGAGAUGUCUGACCUGGAUCCGGGCCAUUUCAUAGACAGGGCGAGGGCAUUGCUUCAGGAGCAAGCCCUGCUGGCUGACAGAGAGAAGCCAAGAAGAGAAGGGCUUAGCAGGAACAAAGGACACGGAGGUCCGGGUUCCUCGAUGCAUGCUGAAGGCAAACAGCUGGCAGAAACGCUGAAGCAGGAACUCAAUUCUGCCAUGACCCAGGUGGUGGACACAGUGGUUAAGGUGUUUGCAAAGCCUCCACGCCCUACACCUCAGCAAGCCUUUCCUACACUUUCCAUACCUCCUGAAAGAUUUCCUACUGCUGUCAAUGGAGACAACCCCAACUUUCACACCGCCAACCAGAGGCUGCAGUGCUUUGGCGAUGUCAUCAUUCCCAAUCCGCUCGACUCCUUUACCAGCAUGCCCGGGAUCCCCGGCGCAACCAAUGACCAAACUGAGGCACUGCCCUUAGUAGUGAGGAAAACACCCAGUGAGCACCACCACCAGGCCUCAGCUGUGGGUGCCCACGGUGGAAACCACCACCCCGCCCUUCACCCCUCCUCACUCUCUGCCUCCAUGGGCUUCAGCCCCCCAUCAUUUAGACACCCCUUUCCACUGCCUCUCAUGGGCUACCCUUUCCAGAGUCCUCUUGGCGCACCCCCAGGUAGUUAUACAGGCAAGGACCGUAAUUCACCAGACUCCAUGGACCUGUCCAGGGAAAGCACCAGCUUGAGGACCAAGAUGUCGUCAGGUCAUCACCUGGGGCACCACCAUCGCUCUUGUUCUCCAGCACACCCCGGCAGCACAGCCGAGGGGCUCUCCCUGUCCCUCAUCAAGUCUGAGUGCAGUGAUCUCCAGGACAUGGCUGACAUCUCACCCUACUCAGGCAGCAAUAUCCAAGAAGGUCUCUCCCCAAAUCAUCUGAAGAAGGCCAAGCUCAUGUUUUUCUAUACCCGCUACCCAAGCUCUAACAUGCUCAAGAUGUAUUUCUCUGAUGUCAAGUUUAACCGCUGCAUAACUUCCCAGCUGAUAAAGUGGUUCAGCAACUUCCGGGAGUUCUACUACAUUCAGAUGGAGAAGUUUGCCCGGCAGUCCAUCAAUGACGGAGUCACCGGAGCAGAGGAGUUGAGCGUCAGCCGAGACUGCGAGCUCUUCCGAGCCCUCAACAUGCACUACAACAAGGCCAACGACUUUGAGGUCCCUGAUCGUUUCCUGGAGGUGGCAGAAAUCACACUGCGAGAGUUCUUCAAUGCCAUCGUGGCCGGCAAAGACGUGGACCCGUCCUGGAAGAAGGCCAUCUACAAGGUCAUCUGCAAACUGGACAGCGAGGUCCCAGAGAUCUUUAAGUCCCCAAACUGUCUCCAAGAGCUUCUACAUGAGUAAAUUUCACACCCCUCCUCUUCCUCCUUGCUUACCGCUUUGCGCUUUCUUUGUUUUUCUGAUUUCAUAGAAUUUCAAAAUUAUAUUAUGAUUUGUUUUUUUCCCUUUUCUUCAACUUUACUUUUGAUUUC